Saccoglossus kowalevskii is the source of this 450-nucleotide messenger RNA. Its product is annotated as inactive peptidyl-prolyl cis-trans isomerase FKBP6-like. Gene Ontology annotation, molecular function: peptidyl-prolyl cis-trans isomerase activity; Hsp90 protein binding. The record is from RefSeq and is a predicted model, not a curated record. Gene Ontology annotation, biological process: piRNA processing; spermatogenesis. Gene Ontology annotation, cellular component: cytoplasm. NCBI's taxonomy places the organism in Eukaryota, Metazoa, Hemichordata, Enteropneusta, Harrimaniidae.
ACUUGGGCUUUUCUGGAAAAACUUAUGAAAGUUGGUUACUUGGAAACCAAAAUGAUGGACUCGCCAGAACCCGUUCCAGAACUUGUUGGGUUGUCUAUUGAAGAUGAAGAUCGAAUGGUUGAGCCACCAAUGGUAAGACUGAAGAAUGGCAUAGAUUUGAAUGAACUAAAAAGAGCUGAUGGGGAAGGUGCAGAGUUUGAAAUAUCCACGGAUGAAACACCACAUGAAAUUGAACAGUUUGAUUCUGCAGAAAUGUUUAAACAAUUGAAUUAUGAUUGUACAAAUGAGUUUGAUGACGAUUCUGAUGAUGAUACUGUGACGCCAUUUGAAAGGAUUGCACGAGAUAUGAAAGAGUUGACAGUUGAUAAAGGAGUACUGAAGAAAAUGAUUAAAGGCGGCAUGGGAGAAUUUAUUCCACCUGGAUCGCAUUGUAAAGGUGAAGAAAUUUAA